Aspergillus welwitschiae is the source of this 996-nucleotide messenger RNA. RefSeq names its product putative exosome complex subunit Rrp46. Lineage: Eukaryota; Fungi; Ascomycota; Eurotiomycetes; Eurotiales; Aspergillaceae. Gene Ontology annotation, biological process: poly(A)-dependent snoRNA 3'-end processing; rRNA catabolic process; U4 snRNA 3'-end processing. The transcript has 2 exons. Gene Ontology annotation, cellular component: cytoplasmic exosome (RNase complex); nucleolus; nuclear exosome (RNase complex). Bases 130 to 879 code for a protein of 249 amino acids. The record is from RefSeq and is a predicted model, not a curated record.
AUCACCUCUGUUCAUCAAGUCGCGACACUUCUAAUCAGCUAUCCUCCAUUCAUUCACUGAUCUCUUUUUUACCUUUUCUUUUUUUUUUCUUACAUACUUUCCAACUUUUCACAUAUCUCACGCGUCAUCAUGGUCGGGCCCACUGCAACCCUUACUCCUCUUGCUCGCGCCGAUGGCUCGGCUUCCUAUCUGUGUCCCUCGACCGGAUCCAAUAUCCUGGGCUCUGUCAAUGCACCCGUCGAGCUUCCUGGACGCCGAGAUGCCUUGAAGCCCGAAGAAGCGACCGUGGAAGUAUUCGUUAAACCGGGUACUGCGCCUGCUGGUGUUGGGGAACGGUACGUGGAGGGAAUCAUCAAGGGAGUCCUCGGAAGGUUGAUCUUGGGACGCGAGAGGGGCUACCCCCGGCGUGGUGUUGUGGUCACGCUAGCCAUCGUCGGCGGUGGGAGUGUAGGAAGAGGAGAGUCGUAUCUGACCCUUCUGCCCGCGCUGCUUCAUACCGCCCUUCUUGCCUUGCUAUCAGCCGCUGUUCCUCUUUCCAUGACUUUCUCUGCGACUGUUCUGGCCGUCAGCGCGUCGGGCGACAUCACCCGGGAACCGUCGACCGAACAGGCAGCCACAGCCAAGUCCCUGCACGCCCUAGCGUUCUCAUCCAAGGGCCAUCUGCUGCUAAAUGAGAGCUCAGGGGCCUUUGACUUUGAGACAUGGGAAAGGGUCCACCAGCGCGCGUCGGCAAUCUGUCAUGGCACACCGGCUGUUGGCACUGAUGGGGACACUGCCAUGGUUGAGGAUGUAGAUGGUCAGCCCCUGGAGGGGAUCAUGCGCGAGUCUAUUGAAGAUCAGGUCCACCGUGACUACGCCUGGAAGAUUGAUGCUGCUUGAUUAGCCCGCGGAUGCCACGGCAGCUAAGUAAAUUCAGUCGCGACGGGCGGUCACAGCCAGCGAGCGGUCGCUCCCACGAAUUGCCGUCCCUUCUAUCGCCAGUGUUCCCAGGUGGCU